Molecule: messenger RNA, 1675 nt
Organism: Effrenium voratum
Lineage: Eukaryota; Dinophyceae; Suessiales; Symbiodiniaceae
Source: the annotation of a GenBank genome assembly
GUUCAAUUUUGCGGGUGGCUGACUUGUGGCCUGACUAGCGCGCAACACUUCGCAGCUCCCGCGAAGGGCCGUUUGGUGUCAUCUGGACUCGGAGCCAUGUCGCAGGCCUCUGAGACAGAAACUGUGCCCGGGGAGCCUUCGGAGCCUUCGGAGCCUCCGGAGCUGCAGUCUCUGAGGUUCGAGUCGGCAUCAUCAGCAGCAGGCCCACCCGUGCAGCCGUUGGGCAGCACGAGGCCGGAGCAGCGGCGCGCUCUAUGGGAACGCAUGCCAGCAUCGCAGAUGCCAGAGUCACAGAACCCAGAAUCACAGAUGUCAGCGUCGCAACUGCCCUGGUCGCAGAUGCCAUCAGUGCAGGCGCCAGCGCUUGAGAUGCGAGCAUUGCAGAUGCCAUCAUCAUCGCAAAUGCCAGCGUCACAGAUGCCAGAAUCACAGCUACCAGCGGUGCAGAUGCCAGCAUUCCAGAUGCUAGACUGUCGCAUGCCAACGCUGCGGAUGCCAACGUUGCGGAUGCCAGUGUUGCCAGCAUCACAGACGCAAGAAUCGCAGAUGCCAGCAUCACAGAAACCAGCAGCACAGUUGCCAGCAUCCCAAAUGCCAGCAGGGCAGGCGCCAGCAUUUGAGAUGCGAGCAUUGCAGAUGCCAGCAUCACAAAUGCCAGCAUCGCAGAUGCCAGCGUCACAGAUGCCACAACUGCAGAUGCCAGCAAAUCAGGCGGAGAACCACCAGCCCGGGCUGACAUUUGUGGGAGAGGCUCUACCACUCAAAGCACCCAGUCGCGCAAGGACCUACCAGCGUCUGCGACCCCACAUGCGCGUCUGCCCUCCGAAGAGCCUCACCAUCCCCAAGAGCCUUUUGCCCGGCACGGGCGCCUCCGCUGCUGUCACAUACGUGCCGGUGCAGGACCCUGUGGAGGGACUCUCCUACAUGAUGUGCAGCUUUUGCAAGGGCGACCGCAUCUUCCGAGUUCUGCAGAACUUCCUCCGCCACAUGGAGAGCGGAGAAUGCCCUGUGGGACAACAGCAGCUUCUGAAGAUCCGGGAGACGCGGACGGUAGCUGGACCGGCUACGCCAGCUGCACCAGCUGCACCAGCUGCACAAGCUGCACCAGCGCCAGAGGUUGUGCCGCAACCGCCAGCUGCAUUUGGCGCGGUACCAAGUCCAGACUCUGUGCCAGAGUCGACUGCAGAGCCUGGGUGUUUCGGCCCACGCCGUGCCUUGCUCUCAGAGCUGCGGUUGCUGGCGCCGCGGCGCUACGCAGAGCUGGCCCUGAGCCUUCCCGGGCUCCUGCAGCGAAGCCUUCAGGAUCUCGCACCGCUGGUGCAGCAGGCGAGCAUAGAGCCGGAGAUGGAAACGAGCAAGAAGGUGAUCGAGCGACCUGUGGUAAACCGACAUCCAGUGGAGGCCUUGAUGGAGAGGUUGAGAGGAGAUGGCUUCGAGCUCGAUGCCCCCUUCAGCUUUGAGGACUGCCGGAGUGAGUUCUUGAUCCGUGAAGCCAAGCUUCUCACGUCAUCAAGAUCCAGGAAAUGUGAGGACAAGCCACCCUCACCAAAGCGACAGCGGCAAGAUCUCAUGCAGAUUGUGGCCAUCGACUGACUGUACCCAGCUUCGCCUGGUGGAUCAGCCUCUCUUUUGGCUUGAGACUGAAGUGCUUGAGCAGUGGAGCACAUGCCAGCCA